UUUUUGAUAAAACAAAAGUGACAAUUAUUAUUAAAACUAAGAACACAAUUGGAAGAACUUAGAUUCAAGUAAGUAUAUGCCCCAAUUUUAAACCCUAAAUAUCUAUCUAAGAUGCUCUCAUCUCCGUUCGCAGCCCUACGCCGGUUCUCUCCAACGGAGUAAAUUUGAUUCUGAAAGCUUCCUUUCUUAUCUGGCUCUGGAAUGAUGUGAAUUAGCCAAAUCAGACAAUAAUGUGCUCCGUGACGCAACCAACUUCGUUUGUUUGGAUCAUGUUGAAGUGCGUUUCUCUGAUGAUAAACAAAGAGAUUGGUUUUUCUAUUCCUGACCAGAACCAGUUAACCAUAACACUUUUCUUUCUCUAAAGAAAGGAAAAGCAGUUAUCGUUUUUGGGUUUACAUGAAAAGUUUUUAUUCACUCUUAUUUACAUUUGAUGUCGGGUUUGAGUGGUUAAUUUGGGUGACGUCUUCAUUGUCGCAUUAUCCCACCGUUUAUUUGUGAAAAUGAUUAUUUUUCUUUACGUUCUCCUUAUCAUCAUGAAGAGUCCAACUCUUUGCUUUGGAAAUAUGGUUGAAGACAAAAUUUUGAAAGUUGGAGAAGAGCUAUGGAGAGAAACUCUGCCGAUACAAGGUGGCUCUUGCUUUUAUCAACUGCAAGGUCUGAAACCCCAAACGUGGUAUGAAGUGAAGAUAUCGUAUCCAGCGUCAAUACCCGCUAGUUUUUCCUUACAAUUGAAGGGAAACAAAUCAGAUGUUGUAGUGAACAAUAGUAGGAGAUUGCUCAACACUGAAAAGCUAAUUUUUAAGACCUAUAAGGAUCAGGACGAAGCUCAUUUAGUAUUAAUAACUGUGGAGCCAGAGGGUUUUCCUGCAAAACCGCAUGUACCCGAGAGAAAAUUUAUUAUUUUUAAUAUAGUGUGUGAUGAACUAUUGUUGGGCAUACCCUACAAUGCUUGGUGGGUUGUGGCGCUGGCAUUCCUGUGUCUCGGAAUUGCAUUCGCUGUUCCUUGUUUUCUUCCAUUGUAUUUGCUACCAGAGAACCAAGUGCUACAAUCAGACCGUAUUUCGAAAACUUCUUGAUAAGCUUCCCAGGAUGAUAUAGUUUUUCAAAUGCUGAGACACUGCAUGCAAUUGUAAAUGUUAUUCUACAAUUCAUCUUCUGAGUUCAUCGACGCUUUUAAAAGGAUUGGCAUGAAUGCCAUGUUUGUCUAUGUCAUGGCAGCUGGAGAAUCUUUGCAGGAUUUAUUAAUGGGUGGUAUUAUGAUGACCCUCAAAAUAAACUGGUCUAUUGGAUCCAAGAGCAUGUAUUCAUUAGAGUUUGGCAUUCAACAAAACUAGGCAUCUUACUGUACGUGAUCUUCGGCGGAGAUCCUAUUCUGGGCUGUCAUAGCAAGCAUUUUGUACCAAUUGGGCAUAUACUGGAAUCUUUGAACUUUAAAAAUAAUGAGUGCAUUGCAUGCUGUUUUUUAUCUGGUGCGGCGAAGAAGUGUUUGGUGUUUGAGAAAUGAUGACUCUAAUCUUAUACAAUAAAGUGGUUUUAAAUUCUA
This is a messenger RNA of Lathyrus oleraceus (garden pea), 1543 nucleotides long. RefSeq lists its product as uncharacterized. Bases 501 to 1076 code for a protein of 191 amino acids. NCBI's taxonomy places the organism in Eukaryota, Viridiplantae, Streptophyta, Magnoliopsida, Fabales, Fabaceae. The transcript has 8 exons. The record is from RefSeq and is a predicted model, not a curated record.